This is a messenger RNA of Bombus pascuorum, 318 nucleotides long. It is a transcript of the gene HSPC300, whose product is annotated as probable protein BRICK1-B. Gene Ontology annotation, cellular component: SCAR complex. The transcript is spliced from 3 exons. Gene Ontology annotation, molecular function: protein-containing complex binding. The record is from RefSeq and is a predicted model, not a curated record. NCBI's taxonomy places the organism in Eukaryota, Metazoa, Arthropoda, Insecta, Hymenoptera, Apidae. Gene Ontology annotation, biological process: regulation of actin polymerization or depolymerization; cell motility; actin filament organization. The coding region runs from base 16 to 246 and encodes 76 amino acids.
UACAAUACUUCAAAUAUGGCUGCCGUACAUCGAGAGGCUAUCCAAAAACAAAUUCAACAAGACUGGGCAAAUCGAGAAUACAUCGAAGUUAUAACUGGUAGCAUCAAAAAGAUAACUGACUUUCUCAAUUCCUUUGAUAUGUCUUGCAGAUCAAGAAUAGCUGUUCUCAACGAAAAACUUACAACUCUAGAAAGAAGAAUCGAAUAUCUAGAAGCAUGUGUUACAAAAGGGGAAACGUUAACCUAAAUUAAUCAUAGUUCAGAAUUUUUGUAUUUAUUGAAAUUAUAUAUGAAUAAAUAUACAAUAAACGUGACUACA